This is a messenger RNA of Rotaria sp. Silwood1, 378 nucleotides long. The record is from the annotation of a GenBank genome assembly. Lineage: Eukaryota; Metazoa; Rotifera; Eurotatoria; Philodinida; Philodinidae.
AUGACGAUGAUCGACGAACAUAUUUUCCACAAUGCUGAACAAUUGACUAAAUUACUCGACCGUUAUUUUGCCGGUGAACUCGAAUGUAAAACAAAAGAUAGUCAUAAAUUCUUCUUAGAAAAAUAUGAUGAACCUGAUGGAAAAGAAAUAGAACGGCUCGCCAAUAUACGUCAAUGGAUGUCGAAGCAUCAGGAUCUCAAUCAAAAUUUCGAUGUUGAGAAAAUCAAACAAGAAGUGAAAUAUCAAGUUGAAUCAUUGUCAACACAGAUGACUCUUUAUGCACUAGGCGAAUGUACGCCUGCAGAAAUCGAUGAACUCUGUGAUGCUGAUAUUAAUGAAGCGUUCAGUGUUUUAUUGCAAAAUAUUGCUCAUCUUUAG